AUAAGGAUAAACAAGCGUCAAGAUAACAAAAAUAGACGCGGAUACCCUUGAUAAGCGUGAUCUAGCCGACAGGACCAAUCGGAGGCUGCAUCGAACGGUGUGAUAGAUCCUUGCUGCGGCUGUAUUUUACGUUACGUGACGAGUCCUACUCAUCACUUUGCAGCCCGACAGCGAGCUAGCUAGACGUACGAACGAGUGAGCGAGUGUACGAGCGAACGAGCAAAGCUACCGUGUUCGAAGGACGAUAUCCGAUGGCGAAUAGCAAAAUGUCGGGACAACUGGAGGUGACGAGCAAGCGGGCGACCUUCGGUAUGGGCUGCUUCUGGGCGGGCGAUUCUCUCUUCGGGGCGCUGCCCGGGGUUAUCAGCACCUGCGUGGGUUACGCCGGCGGCACCACGGAGUCUCCGGUCUAUAAAGACAUGGGAGAUCAUACGGAGGUCAUUGAUAUUGAGUACAAUCCGGAAUUAGUGUCCUAUUCGCAACUGCUGGGGUUGUUUUGGGAUAAUCACGAAUAUGGCAUCACGAGUAAGACGAAGAGACAGUACAUGUCGUUGGUCUUGUAUCACAAUGAAGAGCAAAAGUCGUUGGUUGAAAAGUCUCGGGAUCUGAAACAACAAGAGGUCGGAAAGGUCAUCGUCACGGAGAUUCAUAAAUUUGUCAAGUUUUAUCCGGCGGAAAACUAUCAUCAAAAGUAUCGACUGCAACAGCACCCGUGGCUGCUCGAGGAAACAGGCCUUACCACGCCAGAAGCUUUACGAACCUCUCCAUUAGCAGCUAAACUAAAUGGCUACAUAGCGGGUGCCAACAGUCUCGAGCAAUUCCAAGCGGAGCUACCGCACUUAAAAUUGAGCGAGAAAGCAGCGCAAUAUGUAACGAAAUAUUUUGUUGAAAAUCAAGGCAAGGGUUUGUAUUGCUAGUUUCGGGAAACCGCGCAGGAAACACAUGGGAAAACGGGAAUCUGCACCACUAUUGUUAGAUGUACUGCGGGAAUAUUCAAUUUUUUAGAUAAGAAACAACUUCACGUCCUAAUACAUACGUAAUCUCAUUACGUACAUGUAUGAUAACAAUACAACUUAACGUUACAAAUUGGGUUUAGAAAUUUGAACGAGAUCCUACGACAAUAAACGUUACAUGUAAUUUUCGGAAUAAAUAUUAGCAACACUUCACUUGAACUUUUGCUUGUUUACAGAGCACUAUCGUCGCAAAUUGUUAUUCUUUCUUAAUACUCUGCUACGUAAUGUAAAAUUGUCCUAGGGUAAUUUUUUAAUUUUAAUUUAAUAAUGACAUUUUGAUUUAACAAAGUGGUUGCAACUUAAUAAGACUGUUUGAAAAUUCGCAUGGAUAUUUUUUCAGAGAAAAUUUCGAAAUACUGAGUGUUUUUGAAUUAAAAAUCAAUGGGAAAAGAUAUUCAAACGAACUUUAAUACAAUAUUAAUCGAACGUUUUUAAUUGCGACAAUUAAGAUUCUGCAUUCUUAUGCAGGCAGUGUGUUAAGUUAUAUAUAAAUUAACAGAAGUGUUACUAUUACAAUGCUGAGAGUAAUGACUAUCGGAACAUUCAACGUAUUGUUAACAAGGACGAUCGCAUUGCAAUUUAUAUAAUGUACCAAACGGUUGUGAAAUAUACAAGUGUCCAUUCGCAAGUGGCAAAAAUUACAGCGACUAUUUUUAUACACCGAUGUGCUAAGUAUAUUUAAGCCAUCUUAGUGUACUUGGGAAUCCUCACAAAAGCAGAAUAUCUUCAGAAAAUGUUAUUUUAAUAAUAAUUGUUAAUACUUCUGGGCGUAAGAUAAUUUGUACUGCAUAUAAUAAGCAUAAUAAAGUGAUUAUAUAAAUAUAA
This is a messenger RNA of Dinoponera quadriceps, 1838 nucleotides long. It is a transcript of the gene MsrA, whose product is annotated as peptide methionine sulfoxide reductase. Lineage: Eukaryota; Metazoa; Arthropoda; Insecta; Hymenoptera; Formicidae. The record is from RefSeq and is a predicted model, not a curated record. The coding region runs from base 252 to 917 and encodes 221 amino acids. Gene Ontology annotation, molecular function: peptide-methionine (S)-S-oxide reductase activity. The transcript has 5 exons.